UUGUUCGUUGCCAUGGUUACGAUUAGAGGGGAAAACAUAGGUUAGCCACGUUAGCUUAGCUCGAUUAACGGUGCUAACGCUACAUCAGCGAUUAAACUACUGAACUGACGGCAGUCUGGUCAGAACAAAUGAGUCGGGAUGAAACACCGAAGAAUGAAUUAAGACUUCGAGGUGCCUCAGCUCUAUAUACCAAAGACACCAUAGCAUCAAACACCAGAGCUCAUGGCAUGUGUGCACCAUCUGAUGAAGUUAGAAAAGCUGUGCAAGCGACCAUGACUCAUCCACUGAAUCUGGACUCUGACUCUCAGCUUCUGGACUACACAGGACCAAAGUGGCUUUGGUUCGAUGACCAAGGGAUGGUUCUUCCACACAGUAUCCUGGGUAGCUUGGGGGAUUUCAGAAGUUAUCUGGAGGCCAAAGGGGAGACAGACUUGCUGAAGCGAAUACCCAGCUCUUUCAGAGAUCCCCCAUCUAGGGCCACUGAGAAGCGUCACUCAGAGGCUGUGGAAAAGAGAAUCCCUUCAGGUGACAGAAACAUCCAGAGCAAUGCCCUGCAGCGCUGGGAUACACAUAUGAGACUUCGCAGACGACAGCAGGAUGUCUUAUCUGACUUGCUCGACAGGCCAGUCGAACACUUACUGAUGAACCAAGCCGACCGUUUCAGAGAAACUCAGGAGCAGAGAGAAUUUCUAAACCAUGUCCUGCCGCUCAUCCACUCUGGAUAUGGUUAUCGUGUGGGCAGUGAGUUUUGGAGCAUCCCACGUCGUUAUGGAGAUGAGAUGAGUGGCAUCACAGCCACUCUGACUCAGUCCGAACAGGGCAGAUGGGAACCUGUCACACAUGUAGGACUACCGAACAGCAUACGCCAGGAAUCAGGAAUAGUUUGUCCUGAGACUCUGCGUCCAGCUUCUCAGACCUGGGACCGGAGUGCAUACCUGCAACACCAGUUGCAGGAACUUGGAGGGGUUUUACCGAACAUCAGAAAGCCGGACAUCAGUGGACUGGAGGUGAUUGGCUCUGGUAAACCGUCCAGUGUUGUCACAGUGUGUCGUAGUCCCUUGCUGGAGAAGGAAGACAAAGAGAGGGAGCACAAAGUGAUGAAGAAGGACAUUGAUCCACUGGCACGGUAUGAUGAUGUUCUCAUUCCCUCCUUGAGGUUCUGUGGUCAGCUUGCUAGCUGGACUGGAAACUCAACCAAGAACCAGGGAGAAAUAGGAAUCAGUGCCACAAUACUGUUUGAGGCCCUGACUGGAGAAAUCGCCUCAUCCAGCCUGGAGCUGCAAAAUGAGGGCCGCACAGCCAUCUUCUACAGCUGGAAGCAGCUUCGUGUGCCACACAGCUUCCCUCACCCACGUCCGCAAACAAACAAGCCGCACUUCUACUUCAGUUCCUCCUCUGGUGUGAUCCGUCCCAGUGAAACCCAGCAGGUUGAGUUUGUAUUUAAGUCCGAUGAGCCGGGCAUCAGCACUGAACUUUGGCAGCUCAACACCCAUCCUGUGCUGCUGCAAGGAGCCUCCAUGCAGGUCACGCUGAGGGGGGUUUCUCUGUACCAAGACAAAACUGCAGACCAGAGGCUUUACAUAUCGACAAAGCUGGAAAAGAUAGUGUCGGUAAAAAUAUGUCGAUCGAUUGUGUACGAGAUGCUGCAGGCGUUGCACACCCCAGAAAGACCCAGCUCCCCCCCAGAGCUCUACAUCACUAAAGAGCAACAGUUUCAGAGCAAAAACCCCCAGUUGCAGUAUCUUGAUCAGCCAGUGGAGGAACUGAAGAGUCUGUGGCAAGAAGUAAAUCAAGGACACACCUGGGACUUCUCUGUUGAUACGCUCCGACAGGUUCUGUUGUCGCUGCCUGAUGAAGAGCCAACUCAAGACUCUCUCACCAAAGAAGAGAAGCUGGCUCAGCUCAACUCUGUGUUUCUGCAGCUUUCUGAACCUACUGAUCUGAAACAUAACCAUCUAACAGCUGCCACUAUAGGGCAGCAGCUGUGGGUGAAACUCCUGGAUGAGAUGACUGCUGAGGCCCACUGGCUCAGAAGCCUGCUGGGCCUCCCAGAGAGAGAAAUGUGCAAUGUAAAAGAGGAUAAAUCCAUAGUAUCUGAUGCUGAUUUGACUGAUAGCGAAACCAAAAAUGAGGAAAAGGGAGGAGUCGUAGCCAAAGUGGAGAAGAACAGGGCGAGAUCCACACCUAAAGAUGACAACAAAAGAGAGUCCAAGUCACCAGCACUAACUGAUAAAUCAGCCGAGGGAAAAAGACGGGAUGAAGUAGGGAAGGCCUCUCGGGAAAAGCUAGGGAAGAAGUCUGCCUCGCUGACUGACACGCACUCACAGAGAAUCAUUGAACAACCACCUGAUAUCCAAAGUGAAGAUCCAGAGGUGACGCUCAUUUACACAAGACUUCUGCACAGAAAGGUUUAUGCUCUGAUGGAGGAUCUAGUGGACAACCUGUGUGACCUGAUGGAUGAGCUCAGUGUGGGAGAUGAACGACACGAAUGAGUCAGGCACAUAUACUGUAAUAAAACUUAUCAGAUUGGA
Messenger RNA from Acanthochromis polyacanthus (spiny chromis), 2531 nucleotides. RefSeq names its product mycbp associated protein (gene mycbpap). Bases 129 to 2492 code for a protein of 787 amino acids. NCBI's taxonomy places the organism in Eukaryota, Metazoa, Chordata, Actinopteri, Pomacentridae. The transcript has 18 exons. The record is from RefSeq and is a predicted model, not a curated record.